CCGUAAUGGGGAAGACUGGCUGGGUGACCAGCAGACGACCGAGGUGAAUUACACAAACACACAUUAUUAUUUAAUUUUCCUUGCUAUCACUAUGUCCUUGAAUACCUUACUAACGGAAGAGAGAAAAACCACGCUAUGUGAAGUAUGGAAGCCUUGGAAGAUGUAAACUGCAGCAAGAAAAACGUUCGGCCUUGGAGGAAAAAGAUAACAGAAUAACAUACUGCAGUGGUGAGGUGGCGCGCGGUCCGUUCUACCUUUCCUUCCGUGAUACGAUUACCAGUCCUCCUUGCUGACAUUGCAGCGAAGAAACUCCCUUUACGCUUGAUUUAUGGCGUAAACACAAGUGGUGAAUGGUGACUUGCUGCAGCGAAAUAGGGAGAACCUUCUUGAGAGUAACUAGUAGUAUUCAUAUGAUUGACUGGAUGAUAUGUUUUUCUUACAAAGGAAAUACAAAGCUCUCAUGAAGAAUGUCGUUGUAUAUGCACUGAUCUUCUUUGGGUGUACCUUCUCCACAGGCGAUUGUAUACAGUCUAAGAAGCAUGCACGUUGUACGGGAAGCUGGGGAGGUACAUGUAGGCCUCGGGGCAGUGCACGGAGCACAGGAGUUGCACCUGGGCGUGACAGGAGGCUGCUGGAAGGAGCGUUUGCGAGGCCCACUGGACGGAGAGGAUCCGAGGGUGAUUCAGGCGGUGAAGGACCACCAUCUCCACCCGCCCAACACCAAGCCUUACAACCUUGAUGCCUACACCAACAGACUUAACUAUAAGGAUAUGGAGUCGUGGAAAUUCCUGCACGAGAGGAUAGUUCGUCUCCUGGGUAAGCGGCCCCCAGGAUUUUUUGUGGAGGCCGGGGCAUUGGACGGCGAGUAUCUCUCCAAUACACUCCACCUAGAGAAGGUGUAUGGCUGGACGGGGCUACUGGUGGAGCCUAACCCCAAUGCCUUCAAACACCUGCUGAAGAAGAACAGGCGUGCAUGGUCCUCCAACACUUGUCUGGCCAUCACCCCAUACCCCAAGGAGAUGGUUCUUCAGCUGGUGGACACGCGUGCAAACGCUGCCACUACGCAAGCUUUAUGGGUGAUACGAGGCAGUUCUUUCUUGAUGGAGGCGGGCGGUCCUGACCAACAAUACCAGGGCAGGGUGUAUGACUCAAGCUACGCCACAGUGCAGUGCUUCCCCUUGGUGUCUUAUCUGCGGGCUCUCAACAUUACGAAGGUGGACUUGCUCUCUCUGGAUGUAGAGGGAGCAGAACAAAGAAUUAUGGAUACUCUUCCAUGGAAUUCGCUGGAGAUCUCUUUCCUGUUGUUGGAGCAUCAUGGGGAUGUUAAAGGCAAGGACACCAAGUUUGUUGAGGGUGUGGUGGCUCGUGGAUAUAGCCUCUAUGACUACCACAUUGACAAGGACAACAUAGGGGACUAUAUUUUUGUCAAGGAUGGGGUUUUCUAAGUACAGCAUUCAAUAAAUGCUAUUCUGUCAAUAUGAAUAGUGUGGUGUGGCAAUAGAAAUAAUCGAUAUAUAAGUAAAUGAAAAAUAGAUGUA
Molecule: messenger RNA, 1538 nt
Organism: Portunus trituberculatus (swimming crab)
Lineage: Eukaryota; Metazoa; Arthropoda; Malacostraca; Decapoda; Portunidae
Product: protein Star-like
Exons: 6
Coding region: 540-1445 (301 amino acids)
Source: RefSeq, a predicted model, not a curated record